This is a messenger RNA of Spirometra erinaceieuropaei, 342 nucleotides long. NCBI's taxonomy places the organism in Eukaryota, Metazoa, Platyhelminthes, Cestoda, Diphyllobothriidea, Diphyllobothriidae. The record is from the annotation of a GenBank genome assembly.
AUGGUCUGUGCCGACGCGGGCGUUGAGGUCGCCAAGGACAAUCAACUUGUCCGCCUUCGACACAGUCGCCAAGAGGGCGUGCAGGUCCUCGUAGAAUUUGUCUCUGACGGCGUCGGGGUUGGUCAUCGUCGGAACGUAGGCGCUGAUGAUGGUGGCGAACUUGCCUCCUCGCCGGAGAGGCAGGCGGAGGCUCAUCAGGCGAUCGUUGAUGCCCUGCGGCAAACAGGGCAGUCGUCCCACGAUGUCGUUCCGAAUGGCGAAGGCGACGCCCGCGUCUCGUCGCUCUGCCCUGGGUCGACUAGUAAAGGUUUAAAAACACACCGAGUUAAUCCGCUUGAUUAA